Molecule: messenger RNA, 1647 nt
Organism: Penicillium canariense
Lineage: Eukaryota; Fungi; Ascomycota; Eurotiomycetes; Eurotiales; Aspergillaceae
Product: adenosylmethionine decarboxylase SPE2
Exons: 1
Coding region: 1-1647 (548 amino acids)
Biological process (GO): spermine biosynthetic process; spermidine biosynthetic process
Cellular component (GO): cytosol
Molecular function (GO): adenosylmethionine decarboxylase activity
Source: RefSeq, a predicted model, not a curated record
AUGGUUUACGUCGGUAUUCCGAAGAAUUACACGCAGUCCCCGUCUUCCUUUGCGGGGACUCCUUCUCUGACCAUCAACUAUGAGGCAACACAGGACCUGGACUCCAGCAAUGCCUUCGAAGGUCGGUCAAUUCCAAACUUGUUGUCGGACGAAAUACUGAUGCUCUAUAUAGGUCCUGAGAAGCUGCUCGAGGUCUGGUUUGCUCCGUCUGCCAGCGAGCUCGGUGCCGCAGGCCCAGAGGGCCUGAAGAAGGUGCCCAGUGAGAUCUGGAAGGAUAUGCUGGACCUUGUCAAUUGCCAGGUUCUAUCGGUUGUCUCAUCUGAGGAUGUGGAUGCCUACCUCCUGUCGGAGUCCAGCAUGUUCGUCUGGCCGCAUAAGCUGAUUCUCAAGACCUGCGGCACCACAACUCUGUUGUCGGGUCUCCCACGUAUUUUGGAGAUUGCCACCUUGUUUGCAGGAUUCCCGCGCGCGACUGCUCCGCCGUCUCGUGGGAUUACUGUGGCCGCGGCUCCUUACCGGGUCUUCUACAGCCGGAAGAACUAUCUGUUCCCUGACCGCCAGCGCGGCCCUCACCGCAGUUGGCGCGACGAGGUUCGCAACAUGGACAAGCUGUUCCUCAAUGGCAGUGCCUAUAUGAUUGGCAAGAUGAAUGGAGAGCAUUGGUAUCUGUACCUGACUGAGCCUCACACGCUGCUCACUCCCCCGGCCAGCCCCAAAGAGGAGGACACCGAUUUUACCGAGACUGAGACCAAGGUUCUCAGCUUCCCGAAAUCCUCCCUGAUCCCGGAUUGCGAUGAGCACGAUGAGACUCUGGAGGUUCUGAUGACCGACCUGGAUGAGGAGAAUGCGAAGCAAUUCUACCUGGACAACGCCACCUCUGUGGCUGAGAAGCGUUCUCGCAACUUGGAGAAGGAUGAGGGUGUAGAGCACAUCGAUGUGUUCAGCAAUGGUUCUGACCUGGAUGACCCCGAUGUGGACCGAAUGCUCCCGGCGGAGCUGACCACUGAGGGUCACGCACUCGGCACUGUCGUCUCUGAAGCCUGUGGCCUGUCGGACGUGUACCCGAAGAGCAAGUUCCCAGAUGCUCGCAUCGACGCGUACCUCUUCACGCCAUGCGGGUUCUCCGCCAACGGCGUUGUCCCUGCUCCGGAUGGGAAGGCUCCCACGCACUAUUUCACCGUUCACGUCACGCCAGAGCCGCACUGCUCGUACGCUUCCUUCGAGACUAACGUCCCACACUCGCAGAAUGGGAAGACCACUGCCGACAUCAUCCAGCAGGUCGUUGAUAUCUUCAAGCCUGGCCGUUUCAGCAUCACUUUGUUCGAGACUAAGCCGGCCAUUGAGGAUAUGAGUGCUGAUCCAAAUAACUUCAAUGAGGUACACGCGCAGCACCAGGCCAUGCGUCGGAACCCCAAGAUGGAGCACAUUGAUGGCUACCGCCGGGUUGACCGCAUUGUCCACGACUUGAAUGGGUACGAUCUCGUGUUCCGCUACUAUGAGCGCAAUGACUGGAAAGGGGGGCUCCCAGGCUUGGAGAGAAGUUCUAAGGGCACCAUUCCCUUCAUGGAGUCCUUGGAGAUAGUCUAUUUACUCUCUGCACGUCCGCUAGUUCCAGUUUUUGGCCUGCUUUCAUGUCACUUUUCCUGA